Messenger RNA from Hylaeus anthracinus, 1672 nucleotides. RefSeq names its product transport and Golgi organization 2 homolog (gene Tango2). Gene Ontology annotation, biological process: protein secretion; Golgi organization. The record is from RefSeq and is a predicted model, not a curated record. NCBI's taxonomy places the organism in Eukaryota, Metazoa, Arthropoda, Insecta, Hymenoptera, Colletidae. The coding region runs from base 696 to 1526 and encodes 276 amino acids. Gene Ontology annotation, cellular component: Golgi apparatus. The transcript is spliced from 4 exons.
UUAUCGCUAAAUAAAGUAUAUAAAAAACAUUUUACAACUCUAAUUCUAUAUACUCCAUCAUUUUAGAUAGGUUGUGUUAUUAAACUAAUAUAGAUCAAUUUAAGCAUUACACUGUUAAAAUAUUUAUAUUAUUAAAUACAACUGUCAAGUGUUACUUAUAUAUAUAUGCACAGUUAAAAAAUUAACAAAAUGCUGUGUAAUGUCUACUUCUAUAAAUAAAUAUUAAAUGGUUCUUAAUAAUUGAAUAACAAUAAUUAUUGAUUUUUGUAAUCAUUUUAUUUUUUUAUUUAUAUUUAGUUAACAAAUUUACUUGUAAUGUUAAUUUAAAUUAAAUACAUCACAAUCUAAACAGCACAGUGCAUCAAUGAAACAAGUAUGUUUCAUUGUUAAAGAACUCCUAACAAUCUUUGAACUUGAAAAUAAUGAAAACUUCGUAAGGGAUCUAAUUGAAUUGUUACCUAUAAUUUGUGUUACCUAAAGAGAUAUUCAUAUUUAAAGGUGAAAAUUGCUGCGGUAUAAUUUGCCACCCAUAGUAAACAUCUUAUGCAAUCUUAUCUUAAUAUAUGAUUGGAAACUGCGUAAUAAUCUUAUCAGUGACAACUACAAAGUUGUGUAAAACAGAACACUUCCAUGGUACAAAUUCAUAUUGUCUUAUAACGUUUACACUUAAAAGAAUCCAAUGAGUAGUGUCAAAAAUGUGUAUCCUAUUUAUUUAUCGUAAUCCUGAUGCUAAUUCUGAGUCUUAUCGAUUAAUUUUGGCUUCGAAUCGUGAUGAAGAUAUUAAACGUCCUGCAUCCUUAGCCCAUUAUUGGAAAAAUCAUCCUGAAUGUCUGGGAGGUACUGAUAUGACACCUGGCAAAGAAGGAGGAACAUGGCUAGCCCUAUCACUAACAGGGAAGGCUGGAGUUAUUUUAAAUUUAUGUAAUGAAGAAGACUCACCUAAUACUCAGAAAAAGGGACGAGGUUUUUUAAUACCUCAAUUUGUUACUUCAAAUGAUUCUGCAAUUUCAUAUUUGCCCAAAUUACAUAAAGAAAAUCAAAAUGGUCAACCAUAUAAUCCAUAUGCUUUGGUUUUAAUUAAUUUACACAAUGCAAAUGUUGACUGCCUAAGCAGUUCUAUGAGAUCAACAGGACCUUUUUCAUGCGAAGACGCAGUACUAGGUUUCAGUAAUAGCGGCUUUGGUAUUCCUUAUAAGAAGGUCGAAGAAGGGAAAGAAAAAUUCAAAAAUAUUGUUACUAAUGUUAAAGUACGAACCCAAGCAGAGCUUAUUGAAAAUCUUCUAAAAUUUUUAAAAUCAAAAGAAAGGUAUUUACCAGAUGCAGAAUUGCAAAAGCGAUCUCCAAAAAUGUAUGAAGAACUUAGUUCUAUUUUUGUAUCUCUUAAUAAUGAUUAUGGUACACGAAGUCAUUCUGUAGUGCUAGUUACCGGAAGCGGGAAAAUUACAUUUAUCGAAGAAACGCUCAUGCCAGAUUUAACAUGGAAACGUCAAAUAUUUAAUAAUAAUUUAAUGCGCAGAAACAACUAACUAUUAUGAAAAUAAAAAUAAUGUUUGAGUUUCAAGUUUUAUAUUAAUUAUAUUACAAAUUCAAAAUAUUUACAAUAAUAUUAAUAUGUUAAUAUAAAAAAAUAAAAAUUUUAUAAAAAUAUCUUUAUCAUUGUGAAGAGUUUUUC